Striga hermonthica is the source of this 1095-nucleotide messenger RNA. NCBI's taxonomy places the organism in Eukaryota, Viridiplantae, Streptophyta, Magnoliopsida, Lamiales, Orobanchaceae. The record is from the annotation of a GenBank genome assembly.
AUGGCGCUUCCCCUCGGCAAGCUGACCAUCAUACUUGGUGCAGGCCUUGUAGGAUCAGUUCUUGCGAAAGAAGGCAGGAUAUCUAAUGUUUCUGAUUUUUUUUCUGGUGCUUUCAAGAUUGUUUUCAAGCAACUUAAAAAAGAUGAUUCAGGUGCUUCGAGUUCCAAGCCAAGAAAUGAUUUUCUAGUGCAACAGGUUAACAGUAUUCGUCAGGAGUUGCAACUUUUGGCAUCAAAUAGAUCUGUGACAAUUGUCACCGGUGACCGAUCAGCAUCUGGCAAAUAUGGUGUGCUUGUUAUUGUUGUAGUUGUUGGAUAUGGUUACAUUUGGUGGAAGGGUUGGAGACUUUCUGAUAUGAUGUUUGCAACAAGGCGUGGUUUAAAUGAUGCUUGUUCAUCUGUGGCUAAACAGCUUGAGAAUGUUUAUUCCUCAGUUUCUGCCACGAGGAAGCACUUGUCCUCAAGGAUUGAUCGUGUAGAUUGUAAAAUCGAUGAGUGCGCUGAUAAUGCAGCUGCCACAAAGGAGGAGGUAUUGGAACUACGGGGUGAUGUGAAACUUAUUGGUUCAGAUGUGCAAUCUGUUCACCAUGUCGUGCGAUCACUGGAAACUAAAAUUAGCAGAAUCGAAGGUAGACAGAAUGAAAUGAAUUUCGGAGUUGGGAAAUUGGUUACAUUCGUCAGGAAUCUUGAAAACAGCAGAAGUACGGAACAGAUUGAGGGAGGCGCAUCAAGUUCUGCUAGGCCUGCUAUUGAAUUGCCACAAGCAUCUCCAUUACGGGCAGUGUCUUUGCCUCCGAAUGCUUUACCUGAGCCACCAUCACCUUCUAACAAGGCCAGUGAAUCUUCACGAAGCAAACAGGCUGUACUCUCUCCUUCGAAUUCAACAAAGGGUAAACUUUUUUCGUCAGGCCUGAAGGAGUUUGGUGGGAUACCUGAGGAUGUUGGGAUUUCAAGCCUAACCGAACGUCACUCUGAAGAAACUAAAACAGACACAAAACCUGAAACCUCGUCUGCUGGUGUGCUUAAGAGAACUUUCUCCGAAAUUGGUGCAUCUUUGCUUACAAGGAGCCGCAGUGCAAUGCAGUCGUUCAAGUAG